This is a messenger RNA of Paralichthys olivaceus (Japanese flounder), 2838 nucleotides long. It is a transcript of the gene hoxa11b, whose product is annotated as homeobox A11b. Gene Ontology annotation, cellular component: nucleus. Gene Ontology annotation, biological process: anatomical structure development; regulation of transcription by RNA polymerase II. Gene Ontology annotation, molecular function: DNA-binding transcription factor activity, RNA polymerase II-specific; RNA polymerase II cis-regulatory region sequence-specific DNA binding. Lineage: Eukaryota; Metazoa; Chordata; Actinopteri; Pleuronectiformes; Paralichthyidae. The record is from RefSeq and is a predicted model, not a curated record.
AUGCAGCAGGAUCAAGUGAUAUGUGACACAUGUGCCCACUUCCACUCAGCAGCGCUGACAAAUGAGAAUGGAUUGGAGUGUGGGGAAACAGCCCGUGUCCAACGGUUUAUAUUGGGCGUUGCAAAAGAGGGAACAGGCGAAGUAAAGAUCGGAGCAAAUGACUUUUAAUAUUCAUGGCCUAUAAACAACAUCUGUGUGUUUACAUUAAACAUUUAACGCGUGCUCUGCCGUGACUGCGUGUAUAUCAGCUGAUUGCCCUCAUGUGAACUUAAGCUCUUUGGCCCUAUUCUUGUUUAUAUUCCAACGUUUUAUUUUUGCGCAUGAAUCCUCUGUGCAGUGAGCACAUUGUGCACAAUUACCAACACGUGGUAAACAACCAUACAGACAGUUUAAACAUCAACUUUGACGCACACAAACAAGAGAAAACCAGCAUGCAGUGAACAUAAUUCUGCAAUGGCGUAUUUUUCAACAGAGCCUAUAUGGCGUUAUGCAUAAACACAUACAUGCAUAUGUCUCCAUAUAUGCAUACAUGUUUUAAUGAUGAUUGUGAGCAUGUUGCUCCGAAUAAAUAGGCAACAUAGCAGCCUUACAAGAGAGAGGGAGAGAGAGAAACAACCAGGCCUGUCUCUACAGGCUAUUGUCUCUUUGUCUCCCUGUGCCACACUGGACUGAUUCCUGGUAAAAGUGCAGCAUGACUCACAUCGCUCCGCCACUUGUCGACUCCAUUGCUCUAUAAAUAGCCAGUUGAGCAGUAUUAGAUUCACAAACAGAGGCUAUAGGAAUCCAUGCAUGCAUGGGUUCAAUGAUAAAACAAAAAAAAAGACAUUAUCAGAACAAAUAGCUUUCAAACGUCAUUGACGCAUAAUUGACGCACGUUCCGGUGCAGGUUUCCUUGUCCUAUCAAAUGCAGCAAAUUCUCCAUUGUUUCCAUUUGUGCUGCAAGGAUUAAAGUGUACGUGCAUCGUUUACCUCAUGCACACAUGCACUCUUAUUUCUGAAAAUCUGACCCUCGCCAUCUAAAGUAUUCAAAUCUCUGCGUAAAGGUUAAGGUUGGGGUUAAGGUGAGGGUUAGGUUUCCAAACUAACUUAAAUCUUGAAACAUUACGCAUGAAAUGGGAUGUAAUUAUCUGUUAUCUUCUCCUCUGUAAUGUGGUAAUUCAACAAUUAUAGUGUACACACAGCCACAAGUAGCCCUACCAAUCAUAUUGUGAUCGAAGAACCCGCACUUAAGAUAUUAGCUCCAUCAAAAUUGCCCAAUUUAGGUCGAUGCAAAUUUCCCUCUCGGUAUUUUUCCUUCCCCAUGCAGCCAAAGGUCUUCUUCAUAAACUCAUUGACUCAUAUAGCCUACACGUUGAGGCGUAGGCUAUCUGUCAUUUUGUGCCAGUGGUCACAUGGCUUUGGCCCUCAGGAAUGGAUAGAGAUGGAUCCCCACGUCAGCUUGUAAGUCUAAGGAUUUCUGCUCCACCAGUCUGGCUCAAAGUGACUGGAGCGCAGCGCCGCGGAGGAACAAUGCGAGGAUUAUUGUAGGACGUUUCCAAAGGCAGAAUAUGGAUUUUGAUGAGCGGAUCUCUGGCUCUAAUAUGUAUUUACCGAGCUGCACUUACUACGUCCCCGGAGCAGACUUCUCGGGUCUCCCUCAUUAUUUAACCCAGAGCCAGUCCUCUUGCCCCAUGACAUACUCCUACCACCAGUCCUCAGCGCUGCCACAGGUCCCGUCCGUCAGAGAUGUGGCUUUCAGAGACUAUGGCAUUGAUUCUUCCAGUAAAUGGCACCACGGCAGGGGGAGCCUGUCACACUGCUACACGGAGGACAUCAUGCACAGGGACGGCUGGACAAACCCCACCUCACGUGGGGGAGAGAUUCUGGUGAAAGGCGGCUCCAGCGCCAGCCACUCCAGCUCCUCCAACCCGGCGCCGGGCUUCCACGGCAGCGUAGGCAGGAACGGCGUCCUGCCGCAGGCGUUCGACCAGUUCUUCGACACGGCCUACGGUGGCGCGGAGAGCAGCACAACCCCGACCGCACAGGCGACGGACGCGGACAGACACGCGGCCAAAGCGAGCCCCGGGCCGGCGCAUGCAGGCUCGGACACGGCGGAGAGCUGCAGCCCCAAGUCGUCCUCCGGCCACAGCGAGGAGAAGCAGAGCAAAGGCAGCAGUGGCCAGAGGACACGCAAGAAGAGGUGUCCAUACUCCAAGUAUCAGAUCAGGGAACUGGAGAGGGAAUUCUUCUUCAGCGUUUACAUCAACAAGGAGAAGCGGCUGCAGCUCUCGCGGAUGCUCAAUCUAACAGAUCGCCAGGUGAAAAUCUGGUUUCAGAACAGGAGGAUGAAGGAGAAGAAACUAAACAGGGACCGUUUACAGUACUACACCACGAACCCCUUGCUAUAAAAAACUGAACAAAGACAGUGAAACUGGCUCGCAGCCAUGAACAAUGCACCCCAUCAUGUAGACUUCACAUCUACAUCUUUACCAGGACAAGGGGGCGAGAUUUUUACUGUACCAGACUUCAUAAUGAAUUCUAUUUACACACAUUUUUGUCAUUAAACACAUUUGCCUCUUAUUAUUAUUAAUAUUAAUAUUAUUAUAUUAUUUUUCCAGAUUUUGAAGUUACCUUUUUUGCGUAUUUGGAGUUUUUACGCGGAAACCAGUUGUGUCUGAAUUUUCUUUCGCCUAUACUAGGCUUUUUAAACAGACGGGUGUUUGCGUACUGCAUUUUCAAAAAAAUGUUUUUCUCCUUAAAAUGAAAUUUUCCCCAAUGUACACAUGUACUGUACUGUAUUUUCAGCAAAUACGUUUUUCUAACCUCUUUUAAAUUAAACUUUCUCAAUUUUACGCACAA